AUGGCUACCAACACUAUUACCUUGAAACUUCUUGUUGACUCAACUAGCCAAAGAGUUUUAUUUGCAGAAUCUGGGAAAGAAUUUGUCGAUUUUAUGUUCAACAUUCUGUCAUUACCUGUUGGUACUGUCAUAAGGCUUCUCACCAAAGAACAGAUGGUGGGUUCCCUUGGAAACCUUUACGACAGCCUUGAGAAUAUGAACUAUACCUACAUUCACUCACCAGCAAACAAAGACACCCUUUUGAAGCCUAUAGUUCCCAACAAUGCUGCAAAUGUGCCUCCUUUGUUGCCAACAAUUGAAUCAUCGAAACCCAUCGGAAUUUAUCUGUGCGGUAAUUAUUACUAUCGUGGCAACUGUGGUUUCUAUGUUUCCAAUGAUUCUAAAUCCCUUUGUCCUUCCUGCAAAAAUGUUAUGACUCAAACUGCAACCAUUGUGAAUCCAAGAAAGGGGUCAUCUACUAAUGAGGGAGGUUAUGUGAAAGGGGUUGUUACAUAUAUAAUCAUGGAUGAUCUUGUUGUAACGCCCAUGUCAGCCAUUUCUUGUUUCACUUUACUCAACAAGUUCAAUAUAAAAGAUGUAGGGGUUCUUGAAGAGAAAACCAUAAAUAUAGGAAUAGAUGAGGGUGUGAAGUUACUAAAGGCAUCUUUGCAGUCGAAGACUGUGCUCACUCAUGCCUUCCUCAAGAAGAAGGCGGGCGAAAGUGAUGCUAGCAGCUCUUCUUGA
This is a messenger RNA of Gossypium arboreum, 723 nucleotides long. RefSeq lists its product as uncharacterized. NCBI's taxonomy places the organism in Eukaryota, Viridiplantae, Streptophyta, Magnoliopsida, Malvales, Malvaceae. Bases 1 to 723 code for a protein of 240 amino acids. The transcript is spliced from 2 exons. The record is from RefSeq and is a predicted model, not a curated record.